AUGGUACGGCCCUCGGCGGUCCGGCAGCUGCCACCCCAGACUAACCAGACUCAACAGCCGGCCUUCCAGGCCAUCAACCUCGAGCCGGAGGAAAACGUCGACGAGCAAAUCGACACCACCAAGGAGCUUCACGUCGACGAGGCGCUCAAGCGUUUCCAGACGGCCCUGAAGCUCCACGCCCAGGGCCCUCGAGCUCGCGCGGCUGCCGGUGAAGCCUACCAGGAUUUGUUCCGCUCUGAAAUCUUCACUUACCGAGAGGCCAAGACCGACUACGAGCGAGCCGACCGCCAUGCCGACGCUCAACCUGCAGACUCACCCCUCGAGCCCUUUGCAGCCGGACUCGACAUCGAGGCCGUCGGUGGCGAUGGCGUUGUCGACAGCCUCUCCCAGGCGCUCUAUCUCUCGUACAAGAACUACGGCCAGUUCCACUUGGACAAGCUCAAGGACCAGAUAACGUUCGAUCCGCAAUGGAGCAAAGCGCGCGUACGCUAUCGCGACGACGAGGGCAAGCCCAUCAUAGACAACUGGAUGGCCGCCCUCGACCAGGACCCUUCAGAUCCCGAGUUGUGGAGGCGCACGGCCCGCUUCGCCGGCUCCAUGAACAGCGGCAGGGUAAAGCGGUACUGUCUUGAGGCUGCCGUCGAGCUGGACGACGAUCCCGCCGCCAUGGAUGUUGAGCCUCCCUCUCUCGCCGAGGGGCUGGCCGGUGAACAGCUGAAAGACUACCUUCGCACCCUCGACGAUGCUAUGGCUCUUUCACACCCCAUUAUGAAGCCAUGGCUCAACAAGCAGGUGCCGACCUUUAUCAGACGCCACUUGGAUCCAAUCCCCUUCCUGCCGGAUCCAACCGCAGAUCUGACUCCCCCUGUGGACCGAUCGGGCAACGAUGAGACUCUAUCCGAUGCGCCCACCCUCAGCGCCGACUCUCAGGACCGCGACGAUGAGUCCCCUGCAAAAACCGUCUCGUCAUGGCCUGAGCUCGGGUUGAAGCUGAUGAAAUGCUUACAAGACACCAGCGGUGCCUUGCGAGCCUGUCAGUUGGUGCGAAAAGCAGCUCAAGCCCCAGAAGUGUGCUCGGAAGAAAGCGGCGAGCAAAAGAAGCCCGAUGACCAAGACAAACCGCUCGACUCCGAAGAGCGCGAUUCUAAGGACAGGCCCAAGACCAAAGGCCCGGCAAAAGAUGGGCAAGCGUCCAAAGUCGCAAAUGGCGCUGCCAAGGCUGCCGAGCAGUUCCAGAAGGAGCGCGAGACAUCGGCUUCGACCCGAAAACGCUCGCAAUCUGUUGCUGGCUUGCCCGAUGGAGCGGACGAAGACAACGGGAUCGAGAAGAGAAGCAAAAGGGUGCGCAGGAGAACUGACGUCAAGGAAGCCGAGGAAACGGCCGAUCCGAGCUUGCUCAUCGCGAGCCAGCUCCAGCCCUACCAGGACGCUGACUUGAAUCUGUUCCGGUUGACCAAGAAUAUCCUGGAAACCCUGGGCGUUGAUGACCGCGAUACGCUGGAUUUCCUGCAGGAACUUCUCGACUCGUGCGCUGUUGAAGAUCGCACCUCGAAUAUCACUAAUUUGGGCGCAAAGGACUUGCGCAGCGUCAUAGCCGCCUUCAGCGAGGACACGGCCAUGGUUCUCCUCAACAAGAAGGAGCAGGCGACCUUGGGUCUCUCGUCAUUCCUCGAGCAUGCCAAGACUGGAUCUCAGGAAAAGCCCAAGCUCCCGGCUUUUGUCGAAGACCACGGGCUGGUGGCCUUCACUGACAGAAUCUCCCAGUGCGCCUCGUGGAUGACCAGCGACGACAUUACUUUCGAAUGGGUACGAGCCGUCAGCCAAAGCUAUGCGACCUCUACUUGGUCAGACACCAUGAAGGUGACAGUGGUGCAGAUGCUUAACCGCGUCGACGCAGUCCUGUACGAGCGCAUCUCCGGCUGCUUGGAACUGUCGCCUGCUUCCCCCGAGAAGCUUGCGAGCCUGGAAACGAUGAUAGCCAUGCUAUUUGAGCUCCAUGUCGACAUCUACGAGAGAAUAACAAACCCAAGCAGUGCUGUCGACUACGCCACGCGCAUGGAGACCAAGUACCGAUUGGGCCGGUGGAUGGACGUCGCGUCGACAUAUAUGCACCUUGUCGACCGGUCUGACAGCGACCCCCUCUGCAUCCGCUUCCUGUGGGCGUCCAUCAUGACAUCGUCGCUGGCAGACAGCCCGGUCCGUGAGCACAUUCUUCUCCUGUGGACCUCCAUCCGUGACUUCUUAACUGCCGAGGGCGUUGACCAAAUCAACCUUCCAAACAAUGUCGUUAUGCCAUCGAUAUCAGCUGCAGCCGCCGACCGCGAAAUUUCCAAACUGACGACCAUGGACUUUUUCCUCGGCCUGUUCCAGGAGGAAAUGGAAGAUCCUGUGCAGGUCAUUGAGACGCUGGAGCCUGUCCUGAACCCGUCGUCUGCAUAUACGUCUGCAGACGGUGCAGGGAGCCCGGAGGAUGCCGCAUCGUCUCCUUUGUCGAGGGAAGGACGACAUGUACCAGUGUCGAAAUGCGCAACGCAGGGCCUCCGUGAUCUAUGGAAGUUUUUGUCGAGCAGCAGCACGGAGCUGCGACUCUUCUUGUGGUCACGGCUGGGAGAUGCGUAUGCGGCCAUACAAUAUCACACGAAGCAGCUUUCUUGCGUCCUCAAGAGUAUCGAGAUGAUCAUGGCCGACCUUGCAGGCGAAACCUACGUCGAAACCCCAGACGAGUCGAGGAGGCUCCUCUUCAUGAGGACCUUGAAGUCUUUGGACGAACUGCUCAUUGAGGCACUGUCAAUGGGGCUGAACGAAGGCGACGCCUUUGAGAUUAUUGACCAGGACCACAUCAGGUCCAGCGCCAGCGCUCUGGCCAAGCUGGGCGGCAUCCUUCACAUUGCGUCGCUCUGCGAAGAUGAGGCUCGCAUCGGCAUCACUGCCGCACCGUCGAACAAUGCCACUUUUACGUCCUUGGUCAACAAGUUGCGACAGAUGCAGGUCCGCAUCUGGUGCAUGCAGUAUACCUUGUUCAAGGCCGGGCUUCCUCAACAAGAUGGCGUGUUGUCUCUUGAAAAUGACCUCGCUGACUUCCUCGCCACGGUCCACAAGGCCAUCGGACUCCGCAAGUUCUGCAAAUCGUCCAACAAGAUCUUCCUCAAGAUGAUGCGCAUAGAACUUCUUCAGUGGAACGACAUUGAAAACUGGGAAGACCACUUGGGGCAGGUGCUCUACGACUUGCACGGACUGAAGCUCGGAGUCGGCGUGUGGGAGGUGCAGGACCAUGGUUGCGCGUACGACAAGCUCGAGAGGCGGCAGGCCAUGCAGCUUGUCGAGAAGGUGAUGAUUUUGGCCCAUCGCAUGCCAAUGAAGGACCUUCUCAAGUCCGACCUCAAGACGACAAUCGAGCACUUGCAGCAGGCCAUCGGCCAGACCAAGUCGACGCCGCAGAUGAUUCACAACCUGCGCAACUUUACCGAGAUAUUGAAGAAACCGAUCCAUCCCCUGCGUCUGUACCAGGCCCUUACUGGAGGUGUGUCGGUGGACGCGGUCGGCGUCCACAUACCAGAGGCGGGUCUGGCUAAGCAUGGGUGGUUCUUUCUGCUUGGCAUGAUUGCCUUGACCAAAUUUAAGGGCGUGGACCUGAACCGUCGGCAGACUCCAGGGGCUACAGACGACCUGCGAAUCGGCGCGACUUUUCUGAGGCUCCAGCUGCAGUUCACCGCCGACGACUGGCAGGCUUGGUUUCGGCUGGCCGAGUGUUUCGACUACGAGCUCGACGAAUCGGUGUUGUGGACGGCGGACAAGAUGAACAAGGAUCGCGCGGAGCUGGUCAAGUUUCAGCGAAACGCGAUCCAUUGCUAUACGCUUGCUCUGUCGAAUUCGCGGCACGCCGACGUGGAUGUGAGUGACGGAGACGCUUUGCACGAUUUAUACCACAAGUUUGCCAUGCGCCUAUACUCGUCUAGCCGGGAGCCAUUUGCCAUGGAGCCCUUUGAACACUCGGACCAGGAGAGAUUCUUCAUCGAGACUAUGGGAGCCGGCACGUUCAAGAGGAUCCUGCACGAUCAAAUGUCCGAAUACAAGGUCUGGAAGUUGGCGGCCAAACUUUUCAAAAUGGCCAUGGCCAGGAAGCCUGAUAACUGGAUGAACCCGUAUAUGCUUGCCAAGUGCUACUGGAAGAUGUACCAGACCCCGGCAGAGCGAUUGGACAAGACAGAUCAAAAGACGCCGAUCACCACCGAGCAGCUCCUCGAGACGCUCAAGAUGUCCGUCGAGGUGGCGACAAACGCGCGCAAAUCCCGCAACAGCGACCCCAUUUUGGAGCCGCAUUACAAGAUUGUUUCCAUCUUGCACAAGCUGGUCACCCGCGGCGACAUGCCUGCGGCAGACGCGGCCUCGAACCUCUCGGAGCAGCCGUUUGGGAUCCCGGUCAACCCAGAUGACCAUUACGCUGCCUUUUCUGAACCGGAGGACUGGGAAGAAUAUGUUAUUCGCAACUUGACUCGACUGCGGGACAAGGACAAGUCCAACUGGCAUCACCGGAUCGUCAUGCGACAUGCCAGGAUCCUCUUCGAGGAGGGCAAUGCAGCCGGGGACGGCGAUUGCUUCGUUGAAGCCAAGGCGGCUUUCGCCAUACUCAAGGAGAACAUGUUCACUAAAACGAUGGUCAUGAGUGUCUGGAAGUGCGACGCCGAGCGGCCUGGCCGCCAUCACGUCUUUACGGAGCAGUACGUGCGGUUCAUGACGGGACUUCUCCUCAUCAUGUCUGACCGAGUAAACCUGGAACUGCUCCUGCGACGUCUUCGGAAGAAGGGUGCCGACUUUUAUCAUUUUACCGACCUUUGGCAGUCGUGCUGCCUGGCGUAUCUGAAGCUCCUCCGGACGGCGCACAGAGUUCGCGCUGCCUCCGAGGACGCGUUCAAGUCGCUCCCGAGCGAGGAGUUUGAGAUUUUCAGCGAAAGGAUCACGCAGUGGGCAGCCGGCGAGGGGCCGCACAUUGCAGAACUCAGCUGCAUGAAGGAAGCAGUCGAGCUGAAGAAGCUGAAUGCCAACCUGAUGAAGGUGGCGCCCAUUGACGAUCUGAUCAACGACUGCUACACCAAGAUCUAUCUCGAGGAGGUCGCUGCCGAGCUGGAGGCGAUUGCUCAAGCGGAGUCAAAGCCGCCCAGCUCGCUGAGCAGCAUCUUGAAUCCGCCCAACGGCCGAGAGGGUCAGGCGGGAACCUCGACGCCGAAUGAUGUCGAAAAGUCUGAAGCGGCGCCGCGGGGCCGAAGAACAGUUAGGAGACCUGACGUCCUGCGUAAAGCCGAGCAAGCCGUUGUUCGCUCCCUGGAAGCACCCAGCAAGUCGCUCGUCUCGAAAAGUCGGGUCGGCAGCGUGUCGAGCAAGCGCGGCAGUCAGACGCCGGCCGUGGCUAUGAGCGAGGCCGGCAGCAGCGACCUGGAUGAUGACGAGGGGCCAGACGCGCAGGUGAGGAGAGAGGCUGGAGAAGAUGGCGACGAGGAGAUGAAGGACGCAGAUGCCACCGAGGAAGCCGGCGACGACGAAGACCACGGCGACAACCGGGCAGAGGGCAAGGACGACACGGAAGCAGGGAGCAUACACGACUCUGCAGACGACGAGAGCGAUCUCAGCGACGUGCCCGAGGGAUAUGACGAAGAAGUACCACCUGGUCUCAUGUUUCCCAAUUUGGGGCGCCCCGAUCACAGCGCCGAGGCAAGCGGGGAAGAGGCCGACAGCGAGAGCGAAGGGAGCGAUGCGGAUGAGACUGAGGAGCAGGAAGAAGAAGACGAGGAUGGUCACGGUCACGACGGUGAGGAGCACGAGGAUGAAGGUGAGGAUGACGAAGACGACGGUCAGGAGACGGAGGAGGCAGAGGAAGUAGAGGUGGGGGUGGAGGUGGAAGUCGAAGACGAGAACGGCGACGACGGCGAGGCCGAGACGGAAGACGAAGACACAGAGAUGGCCGAAGCCGACGCGGUUGAAGCGGCGGUCUACGCGGAGCCUGACGGGUAG
Messenger RNA from Hirsutella rhossiliensis, 6006 nucleotides. RefSeq lists its product as uncharacterized. Gene Ontology annotation, molecular function: nucleosome binding. Gene Ontology annotation, cellular component: HIR complex; nucleus. Gene Ontology annotation, biological process: chromatin organization. The transcript is spliced from 4 exons. The record is from RefSeq and is a predicted model, not a curated record. NCBI's taxonomy places the organism in Eukaryota, Fungi, Ascomycota, Sordariomycetes, Hypocreales, Ophiocordycipitaceae. The coding region runs from base 1 to 6006 and encodes 2001 amino acids.